AUGCCUCCCGCCAAGAGUUGGCAACCCCGCCAAAUUAAUCAUGCCCGUCUCACACGUGAAAAUGAUAUGAAUUCGCUUUUGUUUUUACGGUUUUUUUUUACGUUUUCUUUUUUCUCGUUUUUGUUUAUUUGUUUCCCUUUUCCUUUCCACCAAAACCAUUGUUUUUUCCCUUUUUUCUCACCUUUUUGUUUCUUUUUUCUUUUCAUUUGUUUGUUCCCCCCCCCCCCACCUACACACUUUUUUUUUUCCCUUGCUUGUUUUUUUUCCCCCUUUUGGUUGUUUUUUUUUUUCUUUAAGACUUUCUUGUUUUUCUUUGUUUCUCCCUCCCCAAUUUUGUUGUUGCUAUUUUGGGACGUUCCUCUUGAUUAUUAUUAUGGUUUUCUUUUUCUUUCUUUUUUUUUUGUUGAUGUUCUUUUUUUCUUUUUUUUUUUUUCCUUUUUCUUUUCACUUCUUUUCUUUUUUUUUUUUUCACUUUUUUUUUUUUUCUUUUUCUUUCACUUUCUUUUCUUUUCUUUCUUUUCACUUUUUUUUUCUUUUUUUUUUUUUUUUCUUUUCUUUUUCUUUUCUUUUCUUUCUUUUCACUUUUUUUCUUUUCUUUAUUUUUUUCUUUUCACUUUUCUUUUCUUUUUCCUUUUUUUCUUUUUCUUUUCUUUUCUUUUCUUUUCUUUUUCUUUUCACUGA
Molecule: messenger RNA, 681 nt
Organism: Acanthosepion pharaonis
Lineage: Eukaryota; Metazoa; Mollusca; Cephalopoda; Sepiida; Sepiidae
Source: the annotation of a GenBank genome assembly